AUGACAUUCGAACACACUUCCCCCGCCCCCUCGUCACCAUUGGCGGGCACGCCUCCAUCUCUGACGAGUAACUCUGGCACAGCGACGCCCCAGCGCACGAACACGCUCGUGAUCGCGCAGCUUCCACCGACCUUUUUCGAGGCGAUUGUGCUAGACACAUUGCGUAGACAUUUUGGGACAUACGGGUCUAUAUACGCGUGGGCGCCGUUGAAGUCCUUUGCGAGGAUCAUUUUGGUGUAUUACUCUGAGGAUGAUGCAGAACAAGCCAAGGAUGCUUGCGACAGGCUGCUCGUAGGCCCAUCGGAGGAUAGCCCAGCAGCUUUGCUUAGGGUAUACCGUGCAGACCGCACGACUAUCGUCGUGAACGAAGCAGAAUACGAUAACAUCCAUCUACGUCCCCCGAAGCUCGAGAAGAACUUCCUUAUCUCGCCACCGGGGUCCCCGCCGGUUGGAUGGGAACCCAUACUCGAACAUCCACCGAACGCGACGCCGCUCGCGGAGGACUUGAUGACCGCAUUACGGCAUUUACAGCUACAGGAGGAGCACCGCGAUCGCCCCCCGGGCGUCGAGGUGCUGCUUGAGCCGGAGGACGGUGUGGGCAUCAGCGUGUAUGUGGAAGACUGCGACGGCGGUGAGGGCGGCGCAUCAGCAGUGGAGGAGGACUGGAAUUAUGGCGAGACAUCGCCAGCGCGUGCGCAGUGGAGGCCGAUGCCAACUUCGAUGCCGCCUACGAUGCAUGUUGGGGCUUGA
Molecule: messenger RNA, 750 nt
Organism: Laetiporus sulphureus 93-53
Lineage: Eukaryota; Fungi; Basidiomycota; Agaricomycetes; Polyporales; Laetiporaceae
Product: Calcipressin
Exons: 2
Coding region: 1-750 (249 amino acids)
Biological process (GO): calcium-mediated signaling
Cellular component (GO): cytoplasm; nucleus
Molecular function (GO): nucleic acid binding; calcium-dependent protein serine/threonine phosphatase regulator activity
Source: RefSeq, a predicted model, not a curated record